This is a messenger RNA of Impatiens glandulifera, 521 nucleotides long. RefSeq names its product stigma-specific STIG1-like protein 1. The transcript has a single exon. The coding region runs from base 11 to 358 and encodes 115 amino acids. The record is from RefSeq and is a predicted model, not a curated record. NCBI's taxonomy places the organism in Eukaryota, Viridiplantae, Streptophyta, Magnoliopsida, Ericales, Balsaminaceae.
UGAUGAUGUCAUGCAAGAUACGAUGUCUCACGAGGAUGAUGGACUUUCUUCAUUACGUGGGGUGGGGCGUUUAUUGUAUCAAAAGGCUAGCCCACAUCAAGCCAUGACGUGUAAUAAAUACCCUAGGGUUUGUCGGACGAAAGGGAGUCAAGGACCGGAUUGUUGCAAGAAGAAGUGUGUGAAUACGGACACGGAUAAACUCAAUUGCGGAAUGUGUGGGAAGAAGUGCAAGUACCCGGAGAUUUGUUGCAAUGGGAAGUGCGUGAAUCCUUUGAAUGACCGAAAUAAUUGUGGUGGAUGCAAGAAGAAGUGCAAGAAAGGGUUAAAAUGUGGCUAUGGAAUGUGCAACUAUGCAUAGAUUUGAUUCUUUGGGUUUCAUAUUCUUUUGCAUAGAUUCAUAUUGUGUUGAUAGCUUGGAGAUUAAUUUGUUGAGAUUUUAAGUAGGAAUGGGUUGAUUAAUUAUGUGCAUGGGGGAUAAUAAGCUAGGCAAGAUCUCCUCCUUGUGAAGGAUGACACUGCCA